AGAUAAACGUUAAGCCGCAAUUAUUGUUAGUUUAAUAAUAUUUAACAAUAAUAGCUGAAAUAUGAAUUUUUGUAUUUUGAUUUUAUUCUUAUUAUUAACAUUUUUAAAUCACAUUAUUGCUAACAGCCACAGUGGAGAAUUCGAAUAUCGAGGGAAUGUAGCUUAUUCUGAUGUCUCCCUGUUGAUAUCAGAAACUGGACCUGACGAUGUAUCUCUACGAUAUUGUGCUUCAGAGUGCUACAAAAACGUAGACUGUAAUGCUGUGGAAUUGUGUUCUUUUCCAACAAAACAUGUUUGUCGACUUAGUAGAAGCAUCAGCUCAUCCACUGUAAUUGGGCAGGGCACUUGUUCACGUCAUGAAUUGAAAGAUGAUUGUGACGUUGGUUCUUUCUACAAUCGACGGACCAAUAAAUGUCAAUGCGCAAUAGACUGUGAUUGCGAUGCCGCCGUACUACCUAGUGGAGAAGUUUUAUCAAAAUCAGUGACCAUCGACGGACAAACGUUCUUAACGAACUGUAUUAAUACAAGUGGACAUGUAUGGACGAUGAUACAGAGAAGGAUGGAUGGUUCGGUUAACUUCUACAGAGGGUGGAAUGAUUACAAAAAUGGAUUUGGUGACGUUGAUUCUGAGUUUUGGAUCGGACUUGACAAUAUCCGCCGACUCGUUCAGAGUGGCUAUACUGUCUUGCGCGUGGAACUAGAGGACGGAAUGGCGUCUGCUUUUGCUGAGUACAACAGUUUCUCCAUUGCGGGGGAGGAGGACAACUAUAGAAUACUUGUACAUGGUUACUCCGGGACUGCAGGUGAUGGCAUAUCGUGUUCAACUCAGUUUUGCAACAACAAUGCUCCUUUUUCUACCUUCGACAAUGACAAUGACGGGUCGCCAACACAAAAUAACGCCGCAAAUUGGCUCGGGGCCUGGUGGUACCACACUGGUCACAUGUCUAACCUUAAUGGGGAGUACGGAAAUGUCAACCACGGACAGGGGGUUACUUGGACCCCUUACAAAGGGUGGACAGUUUCACUAUCUGGUGUCAGAAUGAUGGUUCGCUUAAACUGAACGUUUUUUUGUUACGAUUUUGUUAAGAUAUAAUUCAUAUCUCUCUCUCUCUCUCUCACUCUCUCUCUCUC
Magallana angulata is the source of this 1131-nucleotide messenger RNA. Its product is annotated as ficolin-1-like. The record is from RefSeq and is a predicted model, not a curated record. NCBI's taxonomy places the organism in Eukaryota, Metazoa, Mollusca, Bivalvia, Ostreida, Ostreidae. The coding region runs from base 62 to 1060 and encodes 332 amino acids. The transcript has 6 exons.